CGAAAAAAGUUUAAAAAUCUUUCCUUUUACUUUCAAUAUUUUCUCUGUAAACAACCUUUCCUUAUAAAAAUCUUUCUUGUUCUUUUAAUAAAAUAUCCUUCUUUUAAUAAUAUCCAUAAUAUUAUUUGAAUCCAUAAAAAAGAAUCAAAUAUCUACAAAAAAUUCGGAAGUGCAUCAUCCCCGAUUGCGUUGGAUCGGAUGCACAAAAUCUUCAAAACCGCCUGACGUUAAAAUGACCAAGGAAGCAGCCACUCACGCGCCGUCGCCGGCCGCCAAUCAGUGUACUGACUUUUUGACUCGAUGACUCAGUCAGCUGGUCUUACUUAGCCGACUCUGAAUUCCAAUCUCAAUAUUUUACCUACUGAUUUCAUUUGAUUUGAUUUACCUUCCAUCUUCAAACAUUCAACGGUCAAACCUCCAAACCUUUUUCCCUAACGUUACCUAGCUUUGACCCGCCUAUAAUUUUACAUUCCUCGUAUAAAUACCCCCAAACCUUAACGCUCCAAAUUCACAACCGAAUUCGCCUGCAUUUGUUUCUUUAAAUACUCCGCAAUGAUUGUAUCUUGGAGAAAUCGCAGAGCCCAUAACAACAAAAUGAAGAACAACAAUCGCUUGUGCGAAGAUUUGGAUGCGGAAAUCAAUGUUCCGACGCAUUUCCGAUGUCCUAUUUCUCUUGAUUUGAUGAAAGAUCCCGUCACGUUAUGCACUGGGAUCACUUAUGAUCGGGAGAACAUCGAGAGAUGGAUUGAAGCCGGAAAUGAAACUUGCCCAUUCACCAAACAGGUCUUGGAAACUUUUGAUUUGAUCCCGAAUCACAUACUGCGAAGGAUGAUCCAAGACUGGUGCGUUCAGAACCGUUCUCUCGGCGUCGAACGGAUCCCUACCCCACGAAUCCCUGUGUCCCAAUGUGAAGUCUCGGAGGUUUGUUCGAGGAUCGUCGGUGCUACUCGACGUGGAGAUGGAAAAAAGUGUGGGGAGUUGGUUAGGAAGAUCAAGAAUUGGGGCAAAGAAAGCGAACGUAACAAGCGUUGCAUUAUGGAGAACGGAACAGGUUGUAUUUUAUCAGCUUCUUUCGAGUCUUUCGCCCGUGAUUCAUUCGAGAAACACAUAAAUUUGUUGGUGGAAAUUCUAUUGGUACUGUCUUGGAUGUCUCCUUUAGGCAAAGAUGGCCGAUCCAAGCUGGGAACCGAGUCUUCUUUACGUUGCAUCAUUUGGCUUUUGAGGAAUGGAGAUCUUUCUGGUAGACAGUCCGCAGUUUUGGUACUCAAGGAGAUUCUUCAUUCGGAUGAUAGACGAAUAAUUACGAACACCUUGCGGGCGAUUGAAGGAGUUGUCGAAGCACUGUUUUUCUUGAUCAAGGAACCAAUUUCCCCUACUGCUACAAAAGCUUCGUUAAUGGCUAUUUACUGCAUGAUUUCUUCAACCACGAAGAACGACAUGAUUACCUCUAGAUUUUUAGAAAUGGGUUUGGUUGGUGUGAUCGUAGAAGCCAUUGUUGAGGCCGAUAAAAGUGUUUGUGAAAAAGCUUUGGGUGUAUUGGAUGAAAUUUGCAAUACUGAAAAAGGGAAAGAAGAAGCCUGCAACAAUGCUUUGAUUAUGGCGGUGUUAGUGAAGAAAGUUUUGAGAGUUUCGGAAUGGGCGACGGAGCUUUCGGUGUCGAUUUUGUGGAAGCUUUGCGAUGAAGAAAGUGUUAGAAUAGAAGCGAUUCAAGUGGGGACAUUUAAGAAGUUGCUAGUGAUUUUACAGGUUGGGUGUGGCGAGGGUACGAAGGAGAAGGUUAAGGAAUUGCUAAAAUUGCUCAAUGUUUACAACAAUAGAGUAGAUUGUUGCGUGGAUUCAUCUAUGGGUUUCAAGUAUCUUAAGAAACCAUUUUGAUUUACAUCCAACAUACCGUUUGUAUAUUUAGGCUAUACCAAAUAGAAAACAUUCAAUCAAAAAUUGCAUUCAUUUCUUCAUUCUUGUUAA
Molecule: messenger RNA, 1965 nt
Organism: Gossypium arboreum
Lineage: Eukaryota; Viridiplantae; Streptophyta; Magnoliopsida; Malvales; Malvaceae
Product: U-box domain-containing protein 21
Exons: 1
Coding region: 553-1875 (440 amino acids)
Biological process (GO): protein ubiquitination
Molecular function (GO): ubiquitin protein ligase activity
Source: RefSeq, a predicted model, not a curated record